UAUGUUUAUGUCUUCUCGGGUCUUGUACUCAGUUAUCGUUUACAUGUGGUACGAUACGGACGCUCAAUAACACAUAAUUUAUCCCGUGUAGAACUUAAAAAUUUCUUUUUAUUUUUCGAAAUAAUAAAAAAAAAGAUUGUUGCAUGUGUCGUUUAAUUUAGAUUUAUAUUUUUGUUUUGUUUUUUUUACAACUCUCGUUAUAUCGAGUUGGAAAAUUUAAAUGUGAACUGUACAAGUACAUGUGUGAUUAGACGAACACACAUUUCUUUUUCUUUUUUGUCAUAGGACAAAACGGGGAAUUAAGUUUGCUGUUAAUUUUAUUAUGCAAAGCAGUAAUGCUAAUCUAAGUGUUGGUGUGGUAAAUUAGAGUUAAUUUAUUUUAAUGCGCUGGAUCUGGAUUAUUAUAUGUUCGAGUUUUUUUAAUUUUUAUUCGGGCAUAGAUGGACAUGCAUUGUUAGCAGUGAUGUUCGUUAAUAAUUAGAAUGAACAUUUACAAUUUAACUUCCAAUUAUAAAUCAUUCAUUAUGCGAUUGAAGAAAGUGUGCAAUUGAGAACGAUUAACAAUGUUUGCGACAUUCGCAUUCAGUCGAAUGUUUGUGAUCCUAUGGUCUUAUGCAGUGGCAACUGUAGCUAGUCAUGAACAAAGUUUUGGAGAAUUUACAUGUUGUUCUGAUGUUUUCGGUUCCUGUCGAACGUCUUGUGAAAAUUUUUCUCUAGUUCAAUUGGCUGCUGAUGGCGAUAGUAAGGAUUCAAAUUUAGCAGACGUUAGACGAUACUGUCCUUCUAUGCAAACAGAUUUUUGGAACUGUAUGAACAAGACAUUAACUGCUGUACAAAGAGGAGCUCAAUGGUCAGGAAGAAUAUGUUGCCCACUAGCAACUCAUCCGAAAUGUCAGAAUGCAUGUGCAACAUCUGCAUCUCGUGAAGAAUUAAUUACUGGGUGUCGACAGAGUGAUGAACAGAAUUUAUUUUCAUGUUUUGAUCGACAAGACGUGGGCGAUGAAUGUUGUGGAAAUGCGAGAACUUCAAAGUGCUUGCAAGCUUGUCGGGACAUAUUUCGGAGUCGCUUGUCUCCAGUCAAGGAACAACGAAACCUAGUUGAAAGUGUGUGUAAUGAUAACAACACUAACUCAAAGGUGCUUCAGUGCGUUCAAAAUUUCUUUGAUCUCACACCACUCAACAACUCUAAACAAUACUUGCCUUGCUGUGACCAUGCACCAAAUCUUGGCUGUAAAAAUGUUUGCACAAACAUUCUAACCGUCGGAGAAACUACCCAAGAAAUGAUCGAUGACUUGGAACGAGGUGGAUGUGGACCAGUAGUGCCAUAUGAUCCAUUGUGGCAAUGCUUUCUCUCGGCUGGUAGGAAAGUAUCAAUCCCAGCAUCGGAUGACUCAGUUUCCCAAAUCAAUCAAGUGGGUAUGGAUUCGGCCAAACUGCACUGUUGCCACAAAGCAUUUUCGCCAAAGUGUCGUCGCCUGUGCAUCCAAACAUUUUCCAAUGAUUGGACAGAGACGAGGGUUGACUUUGAAUUCGAUUGUUACAGUCAGAUAUCUGAAAUGUCUCUUAAGCAGUGUUUGGACGAAGUGGAUGAACCAUGUGAACUGGGUUGUGAUGGGUUAUCAUUUUGCACCAACUUUAACAAUCGACCUACGGAACUGUUUCGCAGUUGUAACAAUCAAGCUGACAAUGCAGCUCGAGAAGAUGUUGCCUUAUGGAAACAAAAUUCAACUCUAAGUCUUCCUGGUCUCACUUUGCCUAUCAAAGACAUCUCUCAUUGUUCACCGGAAACAUGGAGAGCGAUUAUUUGUUCACUUCAAAUCAAACCUUGCACACGCCAAAGGCAUGCAAAUCAAAUAUGCAGAGAGGAUUGCUACGAAAUUCUAUCAAAGUGUAUGGACUGGACGAGAUUGGAAGCGGGACACACAGCAUCGUCAAUAUGUUCAAGAUUAUCACUUGAAGAUGCAACAGCUCCUUGUGUUUCAAUAAAACCCUACAUCGAACCCAGUGAUCUACCACACCAUACAGGAAAUCAUAAAAUUAUAUCGCCGUGUCUCGCGCAUCCUUGCAAUGCAACCGAGGUUUGUCAGCUGAAAAGAGAUGGUGGCAUCGGCUAUGAAUGCGUUCCUGGAUGUGCCUUAGGAGAGACAUCAACGUAUAUGGUGCCACUGAACUCAUACGUACGAAUACCUGUAUCACUCAAACAAAAAGGUUGCUUGAAAAUUUGCAAGUGUGGUUUAUCUGGGCGAAUUGAAAAUUGUCAACCAUUACCAUGCGUUGUAUACGAUUCUUGCAUGUUGGCUGGCAAGAAAAUCGAACACGCAUCUUGGUUUCAUGUAGAAUGCAACAUUUGUAGUUGUUUUGCUGGUGAAAUUACAUGUACGAAAAAGCAGUGUAAAAUCCCAGGCAUUUCAGACAAAUCAUUCACUAGUCUCCCAUGCAAUUGUCCACCCCAUUAUGUGCCUGUUUGUGCUCGCAAUGGGAUGACCUAUUCAUCGGCUUGUGUGGCUCGUUGUACCGGGAUUCCCGACACUGGCAUCGAGUUUGGACCGUGUAGCAAAAAAUCAUCUUGCGAAGAUGUUACUUGUCCUGGUAAAGGAAUAUGUGUGGAGAGGAGACAAGUAUGCCUAUCGGUUAUGCACCGACCAUGCCAGCAGUUCGAAUGCAUCAAUGUGACAUCGAACUGUCCGAUACCAUUCGCUGAGGAAGCAUGCAGUACAGAUGGGCGUACGUUUCCGUCGUUUUGUAAUUUAAUUAAAGCGAAAUCGCAGCUAGCCUACAAGGGGCCCUGUUUAAGACACUGCAACUAUCACACCAAAGAAAAGGUGUGCGGAAUUAACGGCAUUACGUACAAAAGUGAAUGUGAUGCUUGGAGUGAUUUCGCUUUGGUCGAUUAUAUCGGUGAGUGCCGAGAAGUGGGUCUUCUUACCGAUUCGAUGGGUCCACGAUGUUCAACGGUAAAAUGUAAAUCAUUACCCAGCAAACACUGCGAAGCGAUUUUUCCACCGGGAGCAUGCUGUCCCGUUUGUUCAGCCUCGCUUAGGAUCAUAUAUUCACGGAAACAAAUCGAUCGGGCAUUGUAUGCCUUGAAAGGUAAAAAUACCGAAGCAUUAACGCUACGGGCAAUUUUACGUGGUUUGUCCGGGCUGAUUCGCAUAAAUCACUGUCGACUAUUCGGUUUUCUAACAAUGGAAACGGAUUUGUUCGUGACGGUACAGAGCUUGCACAAAGAACCGAGCUACAUCCAAAUCGAAGCCUGCGUACGGGAAUCGGAGAAAAUUGCAACAUUGAUCUCAUCGCAAAGUCAUCGUAUUACAAGUGAUUUAGCAUUAAGCUCGUUAACUGUUGCAAAUGUUAUGACACAGUUUAACAGUGCUGGUGGUGCUAGUAACGCAGAUUUGACCGUUGGAAACAUGAACCCAACGAGACAAUUUAAUAGUGCGAGUGCAAUGUCCGUUGAUUUGUUAUGUUCUUACGUUGCACUAGUUGGACUAGUGUCCAUUUUCGGUCGUUUUAUUUGAAUUGUUAAGUGUGUAGAGUCUCCAGCUAAAUGUAAAAUUGCAACCAAAGUGCCAAGCAUUAGUGAAUUCAGUGUGCCGUAUUGUUCUCUCUUUUUUGUAAAUCCUUUUGGAUUAUUAAUUUAUUGCGUUAAAGUGAAUUAUCUACCAUUUGACCACAUCGACACUAUUAGACAGUAUCAUAAUUAGUGUGUAAUUAUAAGCCUAUCACUAGUUCAUCAGCCUAUUUUAAAAUUUUCUAAAUAAAUAUUACAUCGCCUUCGAGUGGAGUGUGCAUGACGUGAACACUUAUAAUAUUUAAUAACUUUGUGACCUGUGAUAUAAAUAAUUUUAUUUUAUAAUUUUGUAAAAGUUUUGUAAUUUUAUUUUGUUUUGUAAUGGGUUGAGUGGACAACGAUCCGUUUUUUUGUGUAUUAAAAACAAAAUUGUAUUUCUGUUUUACCAAAGAUGAUC
Molecule: messenger RNA, 3968 nt
Organism: Bradysia coprophila
Lineage: Eukaryota; Metazoa; Arthropoda; Insecta; Diptera; Sciaridae
Gene: Reck
Product: Reversion-inducing-cysteine-rich protein with kazal motifs
Biological process (GO): extracellular matrix organization
Cellular component (GO): plasma membrane
Molecular function (GO): metalloendopeptidase inhibitor activity; protein binding
Source: RefSeq, a predicted model, not a curated record